GGAAGGGGCGAGCGCGGCGGCGGCGGCGGCGAGGAGCUUUGCCUUCCACCUCACCAGCCCCGGCAGGACGGGGGCGGCAGCCGCGAGCCCGGGGCGGGGACAGCACGCAGCCUCGAGGCGCGCACCCCCACCCGGCAGCGGCCCCGACACCCGGGGCGAGCGGGAAAGCGGCAGCGGCGGCGGCGGCGGGGGAAGGAUGCAGGGGAAGAAGCCGGGCGGCUCGUCGGGCGGCGGCCGGAGCGGCGAGCUGCAGGGGGACGAGGCGCAGAGGAACAAGAAAAAGAAAAAGAAGGUGUCCUGCUUUUCCAACAUCAAGAUAUUCCUGGUGUCCGAGUGCGCCCUGAUGCUGGCGCAGGGCACGGUGGGCGCCUACCUGGUGAGCGUCCUGACCACCCUGGAGCGUAGGUUCAACCUGCAGAGCGCUGACGUGGGUGUGAUCGCCAGCAGCUUCGAGAUCGGGAACCUGGCACUCAUCCUCUUCGUGAGCUACUUCGGGGCGCGCGGGCAUCGGCCGCGCCUAAUCGGCUGCGGCGGCAUCGUCAUGGCGCUGGGCGCGCUGCUGUCGGCGCUGCCAGAGUUCCUGACCCACCAGUACAAGUACGAGGCAGGCGAGAUCCGCUGGGGCGCCGAGGGCCGCGACGUCUGCGCCGCCAAUGGCUCGGGCAGCGACGAGGGGCCCGACCCCGACCUCAUCUGCCGCAACCGGACGGCUACUAACAUGAUGUACUUGCUGCUCAUUGGGGCCCAGGUGCUCCUGGGCAUCGGUGCUACCCCAGUGCAGCCGCUGGGCGUCUCCUACAUCGACGACCACGUGCGGAGGAAGGACUCCUCGCUCUAUAUAGGAAUCCUGUUCACGAUGCUGGUAUUUGGACCAGCCUGCGGGUUUAUCCUGGGCUCUUUCUGUACCAAAAUCUACGUGGAUGCAGUCUUCAUUGACACAAGUAACCUGGACAUCACUCCGGAUGACCCCCGCUGGAUCGGAGCCUGGUGGGGUGGCUUUCUGCUCUGCGGUGCCUUACUCUUCUUCUCUUCCCUCUUGAUGUUUGGGUUUCCACAGUCCCUGCCCCCGCACUCAGACCCCGCCAUGGAAAGCGAGCAGGCCAUGCUCCCCGAAAGAGAAUACGAGAGGCCCAAGCCCAGCAAUGGGGUCCUGAGGCACCCCCUGGAGCCAGACAGCAGUGCCUCCUGUUUCCAGCAGCUGAGAGUGAUCCCAAAGGUCACCAAGCACCUGCUCUCAAACCCUGUGUUCACCUGCAUCAUCCUGGCCGCCUGCAUGGAGAUUGCAGUGGUGGCUGGCUUCGCUGCCUUCUUAGGGAAGUACCUGGAGCAGCAGUUUAACCUCACCACUUCUUCUGCCAACCAGCUGCUUGGGAUGACUGCAAUCCCGUGUGCUUGUCUGGGUAUCUUCCUGGGCGGUCUUUUGGUGAAGAAGCUCAGCCUGUCUGCCCUGGGGGCCAUUCGGAUGGCCAUGCUCGUCAACCUGGUGUCCACCGCUUGCUAUGUCUCCUUCCUCUUCCUGGGCUGCGACACUGGCCCUGUGGCUGGGGUUACUGUUCCCUAUGGAAACAACACAGCACCUGGCUCAGCCCUGGACCCCUACUCACCCUGCAAUAAUAACUGUGAAUGCCAAACCGAUUCCUUCACUCCAGUGUGUGGGGCAGAUGGCAUCACCUACCUGUCUGCCUGCUUUGCUGGCUGCAACAGCACGAAUCUCACGGGCUGUGCGUGCCUCACCACCGUCCCUGCUGAGAAUGCGACCGUGGUUCCUGGAAAAUGCCCCAGUCCUGGGUGCCAAGAGGCCUUCCUUACCUUCCUCUGUGUGAUGUGUAUCUGCAGCCUGAUCGGUGCCAUGGCACAGACACCCUCAGUCAUCAUCCUCAUCAGGCUUCAUCCCUCCACCCCUCAUCUUCGGGGCCGGCAUUGAUUCCACCUGCCUGUUCUGGAGCACGUUCUGUGGGGAGCAAGGCGCCUGCGUCCUCUACGACAAUGUGGUCUACAGAUACCUGUAUGUCAGCAUCGCCAUCGCGCUCAAAUCCUUCGCCUUCAUCCUGUACACCACCACGUGGCAGUGCCUGAGGAAAAACUAUAAACGCUACAUCAAAAACCACGAGGGCGGGCUGAGCACCAGUGAGUUCUUUGCCUCUACUCUGACCCUAGACAACCUGGGGAGGGACCCUGUGCCCGCAAACCAGACACAUAGGACAAAGUUUAUCUAUAACCUGGAAGACCAUGAGUGGUGUGAAAACAUGGAGUCCGUUUUAUAGUGACUAAAGGAGGGCUGAACUCUGUAUUAGUAAUCCAAGGGUCAUUUUUUUCUUAAAAAAAGAAAAAAAGGUUUCCAAAAAAAAACCAAAACUCAAUACACACACAGAGGCACAGACGCACACACACUCAGACAGACACACCGACUUUGUCUUUUUUCUGAACAUCAGAGCCAGACAGGAUUCAAAAUAAGGAGAGAAUGAGAUCGUGCGGCGGGGUCCUGGAGGCCACUCGCGCGGCUGGGCCACAGAGUCUGCUUUGAAGGCACCUCAUGGUUUUCAGGAUGCCGACAGCUGCAAGCAACAGGCACUGCCAAAUUCAGGGAACAGUGGUGGCCAGCUUGGAGGAUGGACAUUUCUGGAUAUACAUACACAUACAAAACAGAAAACAUUUUUUUAAAGUUUACUAAAAUAAAAAAAAAAUUAAAAAAAAAAAAAAACACAAGUUGAAAGCAUUGCCAGAUUAAGCACUAGUGACACACCGCGUGCCACCCUCUUCCUCCAGAUGGGGGUGGGGGCGGGCGCACAAGUCGGAGGGGUGGAAGCCCCACUCCUCUCUCUGACUUUCGCAAUAUGGGUCACUGUGUAGACGACUCACCCAGUCUGCAUGUGGUUCAAGGCCCCAGAGUUCUCUCAGUGAUGCUAAUGGGUGAUCUGUGCUGGAGUUUGUAAUUGGCACCUCUCGCCAGCUCCAUCUCCAUGUUCAAGACUGAGGGCCUGAGGGGGAGCCGGGUGGGGGGCCAGCACCUCCCAGUGGCGGGCAUCCACCUUCCCCCAGCCCCACAGAGUGACCUCAGGAAGCAGUAGGCCUCGCCUGGCUAUGACUGACCCGGCUCAGAGCUGGUGAGACCCAACACAGUCCAAGUCAUUUGCUUACAUUUGCCAAACAUUUUGCCAUUUUUAAAAGAAAAAAACACAAUCCAUAUGAAUUUCAAACUGUUGUAUGUAUAAUCCUCUAAUACUAUUUUUAACUACUUCUAAAAUCUGUUAACCCUUCAGUCACUAACACAGUUCUCUAGGCCGGAUUUAUUAUGCUGGUUGCUUUUACUUUUUUUUCUCCUUUUUUAAUGCACCAAAAAUAUGUGAUACAAGGGAUGCAAUUAACCUAUUGUAAUUUUUAUCACUUUAUCCUCAUUCGGAUAUUCUACAAAAACAAGAAUAUAUAAUGUGUUAUAAGAAAAAAAAAAAAUGCUUCAAAAAGAGAGUGAAUAUGCAGCCUGCCUUUAAAAGAAUCACAUUUGAGACAACAGGGGAUAAUGUGAUGAAUUGCAAAUUUGCCUUUUAGCUUUCUUCCCCAUGAUUCAGUGAUCACUGUCAUGGGAAGCCCUUUUAUAUUCAUGCUUGACAUUCCAAGAGGCGUUCUUUUCAGCCUGUGGAGGAGAAACUCUUAGAUGUGGGUUUGUGGUGUAUGGAUGCAACACUUCCGGGGAUGGGAAAGAAGAACAGUUCCCUAGCACAAGCUGUUAAGAAGUCUGUAGCGUCUCUGAUAACAAAUAGACCCACAAGCUCCUGGAAACUGUCAUGUGUCCAAUGCAUGAAAAUGUCUCUGACAUUUUCAGGGUUAGUCUGGAACUAAGGCCCUUGUCUGUGUUUUGAAAGUGGGUGGACCUCAGAGAAUGAACCUGUUAUGAUUUGGGGUAAGAAUCACAUUAGAAAACCUCUUGCAACCAGUACACUAGGCCUUCUAUGGCCAUUUCCAUAAGGGGACAGAGCUUAGGUAAAGGCACACACUCAUACACAACAAAGGGCCCUGCUAACUUACCGCUCAUGCUUCUUCAGUAACCUUUGUUCAUGUCACAUUCCUGGCGCUGGAAAAAAAACUCAAAGGUUGAUUGGUUUGCUUUUUCACCUUGGACACAUUUGCAGUUUACCCAGAAGGCAAACAAAAGAAUCAGGAAAUAAAAAAUGGUUGGGCAUGGGGCAGAUAUGGUACCAAAUUUUUAAUGAACGUUGUAAAUGAAAAGGCUUGAAUGACAGCCCAAAUCUAGAGAAAGCACUGAGCAAGACCAACGAAAAGAAAAGCUGUGUCGUGGUGUGGGGCCACCAUGAUCAGCUACCUGGGGCAGGAUGCUUCUGAGACAGGCCUUUCAUCUGCUUAGUGUUAGUAUGUCCUUGCUUAUGAAAAUGGGGACACUCAUCAGUAUGUUAACUAGUAAAGGGGAGAUGGUUCUCCAACCACUUCAUAAAAUAUGUAUAUUCUGUUGUUCCUAAGGCUUUGAGAAUAUCCUGUACAGGUUUUGGUUUAGUUUUGCAAAUGUAUUGCUAAUAGGUCACUCCUAUAGAUUAUUGCUUGGCCCUUCAAACUCAGUACACACACACUGAGGCCCUUUGACCUAGUGUUUUAUGGAACUCUUUGUUUUGAGAGGAAAAAAAAAAGGUUUUUAAAACUCUUUGCAUCUUGGACUUUUUUCCCUAAAAUUUUAGGAUGAACGUGAAAAAGAUGUUAGAAUAACAGGAAGACAACUCCAGGGCUGAGUUUUAUCAGCAAUUGGGUAUAAAUUUAAAGACCCCUGUUGCAAGAUGGCUCUGAAUUCUGUUGUAUUGUCUUUUAAAAUUUUAAUUUUUCUCAUAUACUACCGAACAGAAAACUCAGUCUAGAUUUAAUUUGCCUUUUGUGCUCUAAAGAAGCAUUGUACAUACAACACUAGAUCAGCCCCCUCGAUUAUCUGUUUGGUUUCAAGUGAAUGAAAAGAUUUCCUGGUAAGAUCGCCAUUGGAUUUACAGAACACAAAAAAUGUACGGGAUGGAAUAAACCUAGAAAGUGAA
Messenger RNA from Chlorocebus sabaeus (green monkey), 5027 nucleotides. RefSeq names its product solute carrier organic anion transporter family member 3A1 (gene SLCO3A1). The record is from RefSeq and is a predicted model, not a curated record. Gene Ontology annotation, biological process: sodium-independent organic anion transport; prostaglandin transport; transmembrane transport. Gene Ontology annotation, cellular component: basolateral plasma membrane. Lineage: Eukaryota; Metazoa; Chordata; Mammalia; Primates; Cercopithecidae. Gene Ontology annotation, molecular function: protein binding.